Colias croceus (clouded yellow) is the source of this 2593-nucleotide messenger RNA. It is a transcript of the gene nebu, whose product is annotated as facilitated trehalose transporter Tret1. The transcript has 3 exons. Gene Ontology annotation, cellular component: membrane. Gene Ontology annotation, biological process: transmembrane transport; carbohydrate transport. The record is from RefSeq and is a predicted model, not a curated record. Bases 210 to 1790 code for a protein of 526 amino acids. NCBI's taxonomy places the organism in Eukaryota, Metazoa, Arthropoda, Insecta, Lepidoptera, Pieridae. Gene Ontology annotation, molecular function: sugar transmembrane transporter activity.
CGAGAGGGUUUCUGUCACCGGCCACCUGUCAUUUUUGCGCGGGAAAGUGCACAGAUAAAAAAAAUAUUUGACGUUUCGGAAAGUAUGUGAAAAAAGUUUAUAUAUAAAUUAUAGCGCAAGUUCACGGUCUAAUUGAUUCGAUUAACAUAACUUCAAGGUUGUGUUUGUGUGAUAAUUUGUGUCUUGAAAAAUAAACUGAAAAAUAAACAAUGAGCAAAGUAAAAAUGGCUUGGCAGGAUCAGGACGAUAAAAGUUGUUAUAUUAAUGAAGGAUUUGUUUUGUCGGAGAAAAAUGUAUGGAUACCGGGAAAGAGGGCAGAGGGCAACAACGGUGCAAUGGCUGAAGUUGGAGUGUCUCAAGCUGUAUUGGUGGAGCCAAGAGGCGAUAAUGGCCGCAAGCUCCCGCAGUACAUUGCAGCUUUAUCAGCCACGCUCGGUGCCUUGGCCGCGGGUUCCAUGCUGGGCUGGUCAUCACCAGUCAUCUUGAAGAUCACCCAAGACAACAGCACCGAUUACAAUUUCAGUGUAUCCGAAUCCCAAGGCGAUUGGGUCUCGUCACUGAUCAAUCUCGGAGCUGCAGCUGUGUGCUUUCCGAUCGGACUUAUCAUGGACAUUUUAGGAAGAAAGAAGACCAUGUUGUUUCUAACUUUGCCGUUCACAUUGGGCUGGUUGUUGAUCACCUUUGCGUCCAAUGUCGGCAUGUUAAUGGCCGGGAGAUUCAUCACGGGUAUAGCUGGAGGGGCGUUUUGUGUCACAGCCCCAGCCUAUACAAGUGAAAUUGCCCAGGACUCUAUUAGAGGCACGUUGGGAAGCUACUUCCAAUUGAUGAUCACUGUCGGUAUAUUAUUCGCGUACGCGGUUGGAAGUUACACUAGUGUGUUCGUUUUCAAUAUUCUCUGUACGUUGAUACCGAUCGUGUUCGCGAUUAUUUUCUUCUUUAUGCCAGAAAGCCCUAACUUCUUGGUCGUUAAGGGCAGGCAUGAUGAAGCGAGGGAAGCGCUGAUUAGAUUGCGCGGAAGGAACUACGAUGUGGACAGCGAAUUGAGCAAUCUGCAAACAAAGGCCGAAGAUGCCAAAAACAACCCAGUUUCCUUCCUUUCGGCGAUUACUAAGAAGACCGCGUUGAAAGCUGUGCUCAUUUGCUACGCUCUUAUGUUGUUCCAACAACUGUCGGGUAUCAAUGCGGUUAUCUUCAACACGUCGAAAAUCUUUACGAGUGCCGGAGCGGCUAUCGAACCAGCCAUUGCUACGAUUAUCAUCGGUGUCAUUCAAGUAUUGGCGACCUUUGUAUCCAGUUUAGUUGUCGACAAAUUGGGCAGACGUAUUCUUCUUUUGUUCUCCGCUUUAGUUAUGUGCAUAUGUUCAACGGCUCUCGGAGUAUAUUUCUUCCUGCAAGACACUCACGGCUCAUCCUCUUCAAUAGUGGAAGCCUUGUCGUGGCUGCCUCUAUUGUCAUUGUCACUUUUCAUUAUCGCGUUCUCACUUGGUUUCGGGCCUAUUCCUUGGAUGAUGGCCGGUGAACUGUGUUUGAUCGACAUCAAAGCUUUCGUCGGUUCGACAGCAGGGACCUUUAACUGGCUGCUCAGUUUCACAGUAACUAGCACGUUCAACUCUCUAAACAACGCAAUUGGCUCCGGUCAGGUGUUCUGGCUAUUCGCUGGUAUCAUGGUCAUUGGCUUUAUAUUCAUCUUCUUCAUUGUGCCAGAAACGAAAGGAAAGAGUGUCGACGAAAUACAAAUCAUGUUAGGCGCAGAGCCUCAAUCGAUUGCUCCUAUGGACGAAAAGAAAUAAAUCAAGCGAAAAGACUGAUAAAGUAUUUUUCUACAAAAUGGUGGGUAGUUCGCAAUUGGCUAUUUUUAGACGUCUUUGGUAACACAGGUGUGCUUCGUAAGUUACUGUUUAACUGCUCCUUUACCAAAGAUUUCCUCGUUUCGAUUUGUUAUUUCGUCGACACGUUAGCUUUAAGUAAUAGCUCUGUGAACUAGUUUUAAAUUAUUUUUAUUUAUCGUAGUCGUAGUGAAACUGAGUUGCUGCUGUUGAAAAAGUAUCUGUAUAUUAAUGAAUUUUAAAAUAUUUAUUAACGAAUGAGGAUAAUUAAAUUUCAAUUAUGAUUGAAGUUUUUUAAUUCACAUGAGUUUGAUAUUAACUAUUUAAGAUUAUUUUUAGUCAAUUAGUUUAAAAAUUGAUGCAGCUAAACGUUUCGUCAUAUCAAAUGGAUGUAAAUAUUUUUAUUUAUUAAUGAAUAGUCGUAAAAAGUUUCGAUUCAUAUUUUAUCUGUUUAUCGUAAAAUAUGAAACGGUACUUUCAUACGAAUUGUAAAAUUAUUCAGUUAACAUUGCCAUACUUAUACUAACAUAUUUUAUAUAGAGAAUAUUGAACAUAUUGCCAUAUUUAUUAAAUGUUUUGUAUACAAUUUUGGCUGUUUUUUUUUAAUUUAGUACUAAAUGUUAAUCGUAGUAAGUGGAAAUGAUUGUUUUAAGAGGUCGCGUACCAAGUAAAUGUACACUUGUUAAAUGCAUAGAUAAAAUUGUAUUUAUAAUGUUUAUAUCUCGUACGAAAUUCGAACGGUGCAUUUAAUAAAAAUUGUUUCGUGA